AUGAGCACUGUCAUUUCUACAAAGAAGAGAACUCUCACUGGUGGUUCCUCAAUACUGGCUAAGAAAGUUAAAAUAAUCCCAACAAAUGAAAUAGAUGAAGAAACCAACUUGUCAAAAUGCUUUCACACUGUCACUGCCAAAUUAUAUAUUUCCUUGGCUCCUAUGUUCUUCAACGACCCUAUAAAAGGUGUUAAACAGCAGCAUUUGGAUCCUCUUCUUAUGAGCUAUUUCUCUGAAGCAAGAGGUAUCAUACUAUCAUAUUCUAAUAUUAAAUUCUUGAAAGACAACUAUUCUGAUGAUGGUGCAUCACUCUUAGGAACCAUAAAGUUUGAUACUCCAUUUGCUUUUAUGUGGAUAAGUGUUAACUUUUUAGUUUGGAGACCUAUGGUUGGUGAUAUUAUUAAAGGUUACAGUUACAUGCAAUCCCCAUCUCAUAUUGGGUUAUUGAUCCAUGAUACCUUCAAUGCUAAUAUUAAGAAAUAUUACAUUCCAAAUAAUUGGGAAUUUGUUCCAAAUGCGGAUGAUGAAAACCAAGAAACUGAGGGUGAAGAAGAAAGUGGUAACAAUUUGAGAUCUUUGGGUUACUGGGUCGACGAAAACGGUGUCAAGGUUGAUGGAGAAUUACAAUUUACAAUUAGAGCCAUCCAUUCUGCUGGGAAAUUCGUUAGCGUAGAGGGUACAUUGAUUAAACCAGGACAAGAGGAAGACUUUGGAAUUUCUUCUGAAGAAAAGCCUCAUCAAGUAAGUACUCACAAAAAGUUCUUUGAUGAAGAUGUGGAAGAUACUACUUUGACCGUUAUUCCGGAACCUGCUAAGGAAGGUCUUGAAGAUUUGCCUAAGUAUGAUGUUGAUUCCGAUGAGGAAAAAGUGAUAGCUGAGGCUGAUUCCAGCGAAGAUGAAGAUGAAGAUUGA
Molecule: messenger RNA, 912 nt
Organism: Saccharomycopsis crataegensis
Lineage: Eukaryota; Fungi; Ascomycota; Saccharomycetes; Ascoideales; Saccharomycopsidaceae
Gene: RPA43
Product: DNA-directed RNA polymerase I subunit RPA43
Exons: 1
Coding region: 1-912 (303 amino acids)
Biological process (GO): DNA-templated transcription initiation; DNA-templated transcription
Cellular component (GO): RNA polymerase I complex
Source: RefSeq, a predicted model, not a curated record